Molecule: messenger RNA, 2024 nt
Organism: Fusarium odoratissimum NRRL 54006
Lineage: Eukaryota; Fungi; Ascomycota; Sordariomycetes; Hypocreales; Nectriaceae
Exons: 1
Coding region: 271-1770 (499 amino acids)
Biological process (GO): transmembrane transport
Cellular component (GO): fungal-type vacuole membrane
Molecular function (GO): transmembrane transporter activity
Source: RefSeq, a predicted model, not a curated record
AACGUCCUCAUCGCCAUUCGAUCUCCGCUCCAUUUCCGAAUACUACUUCCGAAACUUCACGGAAAUCCUCUUCCCUCCUAUUGACACUGACUCAUUCCCCAAUGCGAAAAUGGUAGCGAGGUCACAAUGAUGCCAGAACUAGUAACUCGGUGAAAAACACCGCCGAUCACGGUGCCGAUAACUCCGAUCGGCGACACCCCGCAACAAUCCAUAUCAUAUCGAAUUGAGCACGCGAUCAUAUUCUCUCCCUUAACUUCAAUUACUCUUGCAAUGGCCACGCAACGGUCUUCGCUCGGUCAAAAAGCUGGUUGGCUGUACCACGAGUCUGGAAUCUCAGCUGUGUAUCAUGCUGGUAGAGAUGCCUGGCUACUUAUUCUCUCACGGACAUGUCGCAUGUUUGCGUUCAAGGCUGUUACGCUUACGAUAGCGCAGUUCUUUUCGGAAUUGGGUUUUUCUGAUUUCAGGAUCGGCUUGUUCAUGAGUUUGACGCUGUUAGGUGAUGUUGUGCUCGGUCUGGUUGUAACGCUCAUGGCCGAUGGGCUUGGUCGACGGAGGGUAUUGGUGGCGGGUGGCUUUUUGAUGGCUGUCUCAGGUGCGAUAUUCUCGGUCUUCGAGAACUUUUGGAUUCUUCUAUUCGCUGCUGUCGUCGGCGUCGUCAGUGCGAGCGGAAGCGACUUUGGUCCAUUCCGAGCCAUUGAGGAGUCUAUGCUGUCUCACAUCACGACUCCGAAAACGAGAGCUGAUGUCUUGGCUUGGUACAUCACCAGUUCGAGUCUCGGCGCUGCAGGGGGUGCGGCAUUGGCAGGGAGAUUUGUCGAAAACAUGACCAAACGAGAGGGAUGGAAUCUCGUGAGAGCAUACCACGCGACUUUCUGGGUGUACAUCCUGAUGGGUGCACUGAAUGUCUUGUUCGCGUUUGUCAUGAGUAACAAGACGGAAGCCCAUCACGAUGACUCUUCAGAAGCUUCCGACGAACUAGCUGAAGGACUUCUGCGCGAGUCGAUGGAGGAAGAGGAAGAUGCUCGUAGGAGAAGACAGUCGAUGACAUCAAAUCCUCAUGAGCCAGCGAGUCGCUUUUCAAGCGUUUCUUCCGGUACCAGGUCUGUCAUGUACCGGUUAUGGUUUCUCCUGACCAUCGAUUCUCUGGCCGAUGGAAUGGUUUCGGAAUCUCUGACGACUUACUUCCUCGAUCACAAGUUUUCACCAUCCAAGACUACACUAGGGAACAUCUUCUCAUCAGCCCAGGUCUUGGCAACCGUCUCAACAGUCUUUGCGGGACCUCUGUCUCGUCACCUGGGUCUUAUCAACACCAUGGUGUUCACUCAUCUCCCGUCUUCAAUUUCGGUUCUGUUCUUCCCCUUACCAAGUGGUCUCUUUGUCACAGUCAUACUCCUCUUCAUUCGUAUGGGCCUCAACAACAUGGAUCAAGCACCUAGGGCAGCAUUCAUCGCGGCUGUUGUCAAGCCUGAAGAGCGCACUGCUGUCAUGGGAAUCACCUCGACACUUCGAACUUUGGCUAUGGCUACUGGUCCUUCGUUGACUGGAGGACUUGCUGAAUCUGGAAGAUUUUGGAUUGCCUUUAUGGUUGGCGGCAUCUUGCGAAUCGUGUAUGACUUGGGUCUCUGGUUCAUGUUUGUGAACAUGAGAUUGCAUAGCCAUGAGACUCAUCAUGAGGAGUCAGUGCCAAGAGGGCAGUCUAUUGAUGACGAGGAUGUGGAGAUGUUGCGGCAGUCGAUCGAGAGUGAAAGUUCCCAGGAGCAUCGAAAGUGAUGGGUGAGGUUACGCUGAAGUAAGGCACUAAGCAAACAAACGAAGCAGAAGGUGAUUGUGCAGCGUGAUGCACUCUGACCUCAAGGUGCUGGUUACAUAGAAAUCAAAUACUGAUAUGGAUGCAAGGUUUAGGACAUUUACGAGUAUACGAUAUUAGUCAAGAGACAACAUGUGUGACUUGGGGUUUCUGUCAUUUUUAUAGAAUUGAUUUAUGGUAUAUAAAAGAACAUGGGUAUCCAUAUCGUCGUGAAUCA